AUGAAUGUUCUGAAGACUUUAUAUUGGUGUGCUGGUAAAGAUGGGAAUAAACCAUAUGAUUCGCCUGUUGAACUCCAACACGGUAGUGGUGUUCCUGAUCUGUCUAUCGUGACUACUGAAGCAGACUACUGUGCUCUUAAGUGUGAUUUGGUUGAUUUGCUGUUGACAUUACUUGUUGAUGAAUUUGAUCCUACAAACAGAAAGCUGUUGGGUGUACUGAUUGACAAAUGCGUUGAGAAGGAUCCUGAAUUCAUACUCAAGAUCGCUCUUCAUUUUCAUAAACUGUUGAAUAUUCGAAAGACAGCCAAUUUGUUAAUUUCGAUAGCUUGCUUUUAUGCUCAGUGCCGCGUUUUCAUAAAGAAGUAUUUUAAUGCAUGCAUUUGUACACCCUUCGAUUGGAUAGAAGUUGCAGAGUGCUAUGCAUCGUUGAGCGGUGAUCCGAGACUUAGAGGAAUGCCAAAAGCACUAAGAAAGUGUAUGGUCUCAAAGUUUUGUGAAUUUGAUCAGAAUCAGUUAGCUCAAUGCAAGCGAAGGCUGAGUAGUGCCUGUUCUUAUCGGUGCAAGGUCAGUGGACGAGGUGCAGGUGAUGCCGCAGUGGAUGCCGUAACAGACACUCUACAAUCAAGGCUAGUGGAUCCUUCUCCGAUUCAUUUUACAUUGAAAGAACUCGUUCGUAAGUUGCACAUAUCGAAGCCUGCAUUAAACGUCAUGUGUAUUCUUGGAAAAUUGUAUCCCAAUGAUGUCACUGCCUUUUCAAAAACGGGGUUAGAAGGGGAUUGGGAUGCUAGUAAAGCUGGUGUAUGCAUGAAACUCCCCGUUCACCCUAAAUGGAAAGUAGAGUUAGCUUCUGGCAAAAGUCGUGAUGCUUGGACAAAGAUUAUAAUGUCUGGUGAUCUUUGUCAUGAAUUAAUUCUGAGAAAUCUAAAAAGUAUCCUAUGCUCACGCAUUUCUCAAACUGGACAUGAUAUUGUUUUACAGAGAUUGUCAGAUGCGGAAUUGGUCAUUGAAGGAAAACAGUUACCAUUUGUUUACCUUACAGCGUAUAUCACCGUUGAGAAACUUCAUGAUAUGCUGUCUAUGACUGCAAAUCGUAAACGUUUAAAAGACAUGCGUUUACAAGAAAGCAACAAAAUUCGAUCGAAGUACCUAUAUAGAUCCAGGAGGUCUAGAGUAAGAUCUUUGAACAUUAAUAAGGGGCUAUUGAACAAAUACCUAUUGGCUUUAACUAAAGCUAUGAGCUUGUCAACUCGUUACAAUUUGUCUCCUAUACGUUGUUCAGUUUUGGUUAUUUGUUCUUUAUGCUCAGGAUUUGAGCUUCAAAAAAUUAGGAGAUCUACUAGAGUGAAAGCUAUCAUAAAUGUGCUAAGCUUUAUUUAUGGUGCAAUAUGCAAUGCAAUAUGUGAGAAUGCAGUCGUUUAUUUUGUAGUGGAUAACGACUACAAUGUCGUUUCCAUAAAUAGAAUGCUAUUACUAUUAUAUAGUUCACUGUGGCACACAGAGGAGAAUAAAAAGGACACAUCAUUGUUUCGAUCACCCAACCCACCAUUAAUGGAUAAAAUAAAACUGAUUUACAAAAAUCGUAAAUUGUGGGAAAGUUACUCCUUAUCAUUAACACUGGAUAGGUUUAGUGCAUUUCGCAGAAAGUUUGAUAAGGUCAUUGUAUUUGGAGAUUGCCCUGAUAGUAUUGCAAACUAUGUUGUGAAUUACCGAGCAAACAUUGGUCCUAUCAAGGCUAUUUGGAACAAUCUUAGUGGGAACGAUAAAUGGUGCACUUCAUUCCCAAUGACGGGAUGGAUUGAAUCGAAAGGAUUAGUAGAUAAUAUUUUCAAAUAUUUAUCGUUACCGGAUGACAAAUGUUUAGUAGAACAAAUCGAUAAAAUUGAUGAAACUUACAAACUGAAUUCCAUGUUUGACCUCCCUCUUCAAAUGAACCUAUCAAGUGAACAACAAGGUCACAAUAAACUUUCUCAAAUAAAAUCAUCUCAAGACAGUUUCUGCCGCGUGUAUAUAUCAUCAUCUUACAUUGACAUGCAUGCGGAACAUGAUCUGAUUUACCAUACUUUAGUGCCAAAUUUGUGUCAAAAUGUUGCACAAACGUGCAGUACUUGCCUUGAUCUAGUUGAUCUACGUAUUGGUGUUCCUGAAUCAAUCACCUGUAGUCUCAUAGCUUUGGAAAUGUAUUUGAAACAAGCAGCAGCCUCUGAUAUAUUUAUCCUGUUAUUGGGUGAUAAAUAUGGUUGGGUUCCCGAUGAAUCGUUAGUUAGAGCAUUGCCUGAUUCACUUCUAGCUGAAGUCAAUAAAUUUUACAAGCCUGGAAUGUCUGUCACAGAAAUGGAAUAUCAUAUGGUGAAACUAGCUGCCGUAAAUAAAUUGUCCAGAUCAAGUUUCAACACGUUUUCUUCUACAGUGUUCGUAUUCAUUCGAGAUUUUAAUACAAGUGACAUACCGAAUGAAUAUGGACAAAUAUUUCGUGAUCACGAUCCAGUCAAUCUUCAACACCUCGAUGCGUUCAAACAACUCUUACUGAAUGAUGGAGUUUCUAUCCUCAGUUAUUCUGCUCGAUUCAUUGGUGUAAUUGAUGACCGUCCGAUGAUGGGAAAUCUAGAUAACUUUGCAAAUCAAUUUAUAUCAACACUAGAAUCAACGCUUAAGAGAUUAUAUUACAGCCCUGUAAAUGACGCUAUUAAAUCGCCAAUGGUUACGUCGUCUGAUGAUAAUGAUGAACUGAUAGAUAUUUCAGAAUUUUUCGCAACUUAUGUAAAUCCAAUAGCUUGUAAUAUAUCACCACGACAUUUGUUAAAUAUACAACAUGCCUUUAAAAAAAUGGUUGGAAAAUGUGUUCCGACGUAUUUCACUGGCCAACAUAGAAAAUCUGAUGAAUCUUCAAAUACAACUUCUAAGAACGUGAGAAUUGAAGAUAGAACCUCAAAUGAUCAAAACGAAAAUGGAGGGAUUUUAGUCAUUACUGGAAGUCCUGGAAGUGGAAAAACUGUUCAUCUGGCUGCAUUAGCAAUGUCGUUGGCUACAAGUGAUCAUCAGUCUACUUUGAUGAGCUCGAAAGAUUAUACUCGAUCAACAAGUAUCACACGGAAAUCAAUGUCAAACAGUCAAUCAUUGGCAAAGUAUCAAAUUUUAAUUCAUUUUACCAAUGGUAUACCGAGUACAGGUUUACCAUCAUGUAAACAAUUGUCUAAAGUGCUUGAUCAUUGGAUCAAAUGUCUAGCUGCCCAAUUACAGAGUUUAUUCAGUUCAUCAAAUAUUCUUAAAAUGUUUCUUACGAAGAUCAAAGUUAAUUUGGAUAGCACAAAUACAGCAAACGAUCACCAUAAUCUGAAAUUGAAAAUGCUUUGUUUUAAUAAAAUGAUAUGGUUUUUGGGUUGCAUACCUGGAUUGAAUUAUGCUUUUCUAAUUGACGAUGUAGACUAUCUUGAUCCGUUGAUAUUAGACGACUGGCUACCAUCGGUCUUACCAAAAAAUGUUCAGUUUAUUUUCACAUGUCAUUCUAAUUCGGAAAUCAUACAAAAAUUAACAUGUCAAUAUAACAAAAACACUUGUUCAGUGUAUCAGAUACCUCAGUUGACUUCCGAAGAAUCUCGUGCUGUUAUAUUAUCUCAUUUACGUAGUAAUGGAGUAUCUUGUGUUAAUUCUCAAUCGGAAUAUGAGAUCGCUUUACUAAUUUCAGCUUGUGAGUCAAAUAAUCCAUCGUAUUUCAAUAUGGUUUGUAAAUAUCUACAAUUAUGUGGAAGUCAUGAUGAGGUGAAAUCUCAUCUGAAAAUGUUAUCUGGCACAAUUGAUCAGUUAAUAGAUGAGAUCAUUAAAAAUCUUGAAGUUGAAUAUAAAAAUGACUUGAUUACUGCAACACUGGGUUUUUUAAUCUUCUGUCGUCACUCAUUGUCAAGUAAAGAACUUUUAAUUCUACUCAAUGAAUGGCUUUUUACUACACAAAAUAUCAAUGAACAAUAUGAAAUGAAUUGGGAGAAUAAUCCAUGGAAAAUGCUCUCUGUCAUACAGGAUAAACCGAAUGAUUUAGAAUCUAUAUGUACACUUGAAAGUAACAUUGACAGAUUUAUUCUGUCAAAAUGUACAAACAAUUUGUGUGCUUUAGACAAAUCAAAACGAUUACAUUUAACUCCACUUGCAUUUCAUAUUCUUCUCAGUAGAUUACGUCCGUUAAUGAUUAUUUUCAAUAAAUCAUUGCACUGUUUCAAUAGCACAUCCAAUGGUAGUAAUAAUAAUAAUAGUAAUGUUAUUUCAACUGAAAAGAUGACAUUGGAUGGGAAAAUUGAAUUAUGGAAUUUAGGUGCAGAGAAUUUAUCAUUUCUAAGUCACUCGAUUGAAGAAGUAGUAUUCAAUAAAUUUUUUGAAAAUCAUGGAAAUUAUAUGUACUCAGAGUAUACUUUUAAUGCUACUAUUCACAAAAUAUUGGCUGUUGUUUUGUCAGAUUUGGAUGAUAAACUAUAUCAUUUUUUGUAUGCUGAUGAAUUGGAUAUUAUUUGUCAUUUGCUCACAAGUCCCAUGUUUAUUUGCAGAAUCUUAAGUGAAUAUCCGUCAACAUUGAUGAGAUUUCUCAAUGGAUAUCCUACGACUGAUCGAUGUAUACAAGAAAAGUGGAAAAGGAAACUGGAAUUAUGUCCUUUUAUUGACAAAAUUGAUGCGAUGAAAAGGUUUAUUUGUUUAAACUAUGAAUUUUUAGUAAAAUAUCCAAAUUCGUUUUGUGAAUUAGCUAUCAACCAAGAUUCCAGUGAAUGGAUCCAUACGUUAGGCCUCUCAUUGUUAUAUCUUAAUGAUUUUGGUAUACAAAGGCAAUUAGACAUGAACAAUAGUCAAAUACUCUUCCGUGUAAAUUCACCAAAAUGCACAUUGAUUAAACCUAUGCAGAGGAAUAUGACAUAUAAACCAAUUGUGACUUCAAAUGGUUCCAUGGAUGUGCCAACGUCUGUGGAAGUGAAUUCAACUGCUAAAGUAUUGGUGUAUGGAACUAGGUGUGGUACGAUUACUUUCGUAGAAUUGUCCACUAUGCGUGAACUGUGGUCAUUAACUGGACACCGUUCAAGCGUUCAAAGUUUAUGUUUCCUUGACGGAUUCCCCAGUAAACCUGAAAAUAUAAAAUCUCCCGAAAAGUUCAUUUCAGAACUUCGGUUAAUGAGUGCCUCAGAAGAUGGUGAUGUUUAUAUCUGGGAUGCGUCUACCGUGAUUCACAAUGUUGAAUCUAAAGUGCAUGACAAAACAGUGAUUUCACAAUUGGCGUCGUUAUGUGGAUAUCAUCGUCGAUGUGUAACUACUUCUGCAUGGCAUCCUAGACGUCGACUGGUUGCUACCGGUGAUUUAGACUGUAUGGUUUACUUAUGGGAUGUUUCAGAAAUUGAUGUUAAAUCCAGUGAUCUAUCGACAAGUGUCUGUUCUGUAAGGCUUCAUCCAGUUAAGUCAAUAAAUGUAUCCAGUUAUCCGAUUAUUUCAAUUGCAUUCCGAUUGCCAUCUGUUUUAAUCAAUGAACAAGAAGACCUAAUACAUGAUGAUUUGGCUAUUGGGUGUUGGGAUGGUACAAUACAUUUCUACAAUUUAUCUUCCUUAUCUAUUGUGAGGUCGCUAUCUGCAUCAACGUCACUCUGUUCACUCGCCUACUCACCAAAUGGAGGGAAUAUAUUAGCAACGUUUGAUAAAGAUGGUGUAUUAAUGCUGUGGAACGAUAACAUACUUUGGUAUCAAGGUGGUUUAAUACAAGAAUACUCUUGUUUUACAAUUGAAUAUUUCCCAUAUGAUCAAAUUGAUGAAUUAAUUCCAAACCAAUAUGGGAAGAUAUGCUUUUCGAAACCAAAUGGUCAGUACAUUUUCCAGUCAGGUGGUGGCCAAUUUUUGAAUAAUUACAUUAAUAUAUGGGAUACUGGACUAUGGGGAACCUUUGGUCCAUGGAUUAAUGUAAAACCACCUCAAAUAGGUUCAGGAAAUCCUAUAUGUGUAACUUGUUUGACAAUAUUGCCUACUUACGAACAUGUUUUAAUAGGUUGGAGUAAUGGCGAUCUGACUGUUAUUCGGGUGUUUGACGGUAGAUUAAUUCAUUAUUUGAAAGCAGCAACAGAAGAUAAUUCGUCUAUCCAGUGUAUUACAAGUAGUUGUGCAAGAUCUUUUUCAGCAUUUGAUGCAUAUCAUAUUAUUGUUGGUUAUGCAUCUGGCGCUGUACGAAUAUUUCUAUGCAUUUUAAGACCAAAUGUUAGUCCACACAAAGAUCGUUAUGUGUAUCAGUCGGCAAAUGCCAUGUCAGAGUUUCAUUUCCAACUCAUUGAUACUUUAUGGUCACAUUGUUUAAAUCAUAAUGUGAAUGGUGGAGUGCCGGAAAAUGGAGGGACAUUAUGUGUUGCAAGUGACUUCUGUGUAGCUGUUACUGGAGGUGGGAAUGCUGAGACAUGGGUUCAUUUUAUUGGUCGACGGACUGGUUGUAAAAUUAAGAAAUCUGUUUGCCUGAAAGAACACAAUUCUGCAGUAAUCGCUGUUAGUAUGGAUAACAAAUUUUUUGCGACAGCUUCUAAAAGCAGACUUGUAGAGGUCAGAAUUAGAUGAAUCUCUAUUGAAUAAAUGUCUGGAUAUUUGAUAUUCUGGAUUUUACUACUCGUCACUAUUUGAACAUCUAGUCAACUCAUAGUUAUAAACUAUAUCUAGUGUUGCACUCAAGGAACCCACUUGUUAACUGGAUGUUGCAUCUUGUUCCUGGGGUUUCGUACGGGCCUACAAUGUUUGCGGAUCUAGGAAGAAAAAUGAUUUUGCUUCUCUAAUACGAUCGGUUCCCUUUCGAAUCAACGACGGCCGUUUACGUACAAUACAUCAAACCCCGAUGGCCAACACGGGAGGAAGACAGAUUGCAAGGAACUUGGUAUUCGAGGUAGAACAAGCAACACAGAACGAAUUGGUGCAACUGUUGUUACUAAAGUAGAAAAU
Messenger RNA from Schistosoma curassoni, 6930 nucleotides. The record is from the annotation of a GenBank genome assembly. NCBI's taxonomy places the organism in Eukaryota, Metazoa, Platyhelminthes, Trematoda, Strigeidida, Schistosomatidae.